Amblyraja radiata (thorny skate) is the source of this 5529-nucleotide messenger RNA. It is a transcript of the gene fnbp1l, whose product is annotated as formin binding protein 1-like. Gene Ontology annotation, biological process: signal transduction. The record is from RefSeq and is a predicted model, not a curated record. Gene Ontology annotation, molecular function: protein binding. The transcript is spliced from 16 exons. The coding region runs from base 160 to 1950 and encodes 596 amino acids. NCBI's taxonomy places the organism in Eukaryota, Metazoa, Chordata, Chondrichthyes, Rajiformes, Rajidae.
AUGAAGCGUUCGCCUGUGGAGAGGACAAGACGGCGGCGGCGGCGACGGACUGAGUGACUGACUGACGGGAGUGAGUCUCCCAGCGCACACGUCCUGAGGCGGGGAAAGCAGCUGGGAGGGGGCUUUGCUUCUCGCUGACGGUAACGAGCAGCCGGAGCCAUGCACUGGGGCGCGGAACUUUGGGAUCAAUUUGACAAUAUAGAGAAACACACACAAUGGGGAAUUGAUUUCUUUGAAAAAUAUACGAAGUUUGUUAAAGAGCGACUUGACAUAGAGCAAAGCUAUGCAAAACAAUUAAGGAACCUUGUUAAGAAGUAUGGACCAAAACGUUCCAGCAAAGAUGAAGAACCCAGGUUUUCCUAUUGCCAUUCGUUCUUCCAAGUCCUCAAUGAACUCAAUGACUAUGCAGGCCAGCGUGAAGUUGUUGCUGAAGAAAUAGGGCACAGAGUCUAUGGAGAGCUUGUUAGAUAUACUCAUGAUCUGAAAAUGGAAAGGAAAACACAUCUUCAAGAAGGACGUAAAGCCCAGCAGUAUUUGGAUAUGUGCUGGAAACAGAUGGAUAAUAGUAAAAAGAAGUUUGAGAGAGAAUGCAAAGAGACUGAAAAGGCACAAAUAGGUUACGAAAAACUAGACUCCGACCACAACGCAACAAAAGCAGAUGUCGAGAAGGCAAAACAACAAUUAAACCUACGAACCCACAUGGCUGACGACAGUAAAAAUGAAUAUGCUGCUCAACUGCAAACCUUUAACAGUGAGCAACAGAAACAUUUCCAAUUCAUUAUGCCGCAAAUUUUUAAGAAUCUACAAGAUAUGGAUGAGCGAAGGAUUGUAAAGCUGAGCGAGUGUUAUAGAGGAUUUGCAGAAGCCGAGCGCAGAGUUGUUCCAAUUAUUAAUAAAUGUUUGGAAGGAAUGAUCAGCGCUGCAAAGUCUGUGGAUGAUCGGAAAGACUCCUUGAUAGUAGUGGAAUCCUUUAAGUCGGGUUUUGAACCACCUGGAGACUUUCCGUUUGAAGACUUUAGUCAGAAUAUUUAUAGGACAGUAUCAGAUGGCAGUCUGAGUGCAAAUAAACAAGAGAUGAAGGGAGACCAAAAAUAUACAACAGGAAAAAGCAAAGGAAAACUAUGGCUUUUUGGCAAGAAAAACAAGUCUCCUAGAUUUUCCAGGGAUCCACUGUCUUACUGUAUGAAUGAAAUAAAGACAGUGAAACCCCGAAUUCCUUCUUUCAAGGAUUUCAAAAGAGGGCUUUCAAUAAGGCUGGGCGCUAUAUCAGAAGACUUUAGUCACCUGCCACCAGAACAGAGGCGCAAGAAGCUUCAGCAAAGGAUUGACGAGCUUAACAAGGAAUAUCAGAAGGAAAUUGACCAAAGAGAUGCCUUAAACAAAAUGAAAGAUGUUUACGAACGAAAUCCCCAGAUGGGUGAUUCUGGUAGUUUGCACCCAAAGAUAUCAGAGACCAUGAGCAACAUUGACAGACUACGUUAUGAGAUUCAAAAGAACGAGGCAUGGAUUGCUGAGGUUGAAAAAACGUGUGGAAGGGGAGAUAGACGAUUAAGUGGUGGUGCUGCGUUUGAACGUCCCAUUGAAACUAACCAUCAUGGAACACCUGGGCGAGAGAGCCCUGAUGGGAGCUAUACCGAUGAUCCAAGCCAAGAGCAGAAAGCACACCACAGAUAUCCUGAACCACGCCGUUCUGUUGAAUUUGAUGAUGAAUUUGAAGAUGACGAGCCUUUACCUGCUAUUGGCCACUGCAAAUCUUUGUACCCAUUUGAUGGUCAAAAUGAAGGGACAUUAUCAAUGAACGAAGGAGAGGUAUUGUAUGUCAUUGAAGAAGAUAAAGGUGAUGGCUGGACAAGGGCACGGAAGCAGAAUGGACAAGAAGGCUAUGUGCCAACAUCAUAUGUAGAUAUUACUCUAGAGAGAAACAGUAAAGGUGCAGUGACCUACAUAUAAAUAUUGCUGCUGAAAUCCCGUUAUAGUCGGGGAAAAUUGAAAUAAUUUAAAAUUAAAGGAAUAGUGAGGAACAGUGUAUGAAUUCUUAUACAUUGUUCCUAUUACAUAAUUCUUUGUUCACCAUGUGAGCUGAGCUAAUUAAUGUUUUAAGUUUAAUUUUGUGCAUGAAUGCAGAUCCUGAGUUAUAACAUGACAUAGUAUUUGGAAACUGUUAAACUAGAAUUGUUACAUGGUCAAUCCUUUCUGUUAUUCCUGUUGCCUUAAACUUUGUAAAUAUGUAUAUAAGUGAAGGGUCUUGGUAUUUUCUACUUUUUUUAAUUGAUUAUUAAAGCAAAGGGUUUGGGAAUUUUUAUUAGAAUAUAAUCUUUUAGCUUUAGAAGUAUGAGGAUUUAUAAACAAACGGUCCUUUUCUUUAUUUGUUACUUUUAAGCAAAACAUUUUUAUAAGCGAUCCAAAAGAAAUAACUUUUGAGUAUUGACACUGAAGAGGCCCAUUAAAGUGUUCAUUAGAUUCCUGUUUCAUUCUUUUAAAAAUGGAACUUAACCUGUAUUUUACUGUGCUAUUAAUGCUUGAUAAUUAUUUUGCGAGUUAUCAAAAUGAAACCCUGAUUACAGUUGAUCUAAUGUAACACCUUUCAAAGCACGUGUGAAAUUUUGUCGUUCUUUUGGGAUUAUGUGGUUAAGGAGUUCAACCUAAAACUUGAGAGUUUUUCCUGUUACCUUUUUUUAAAAAUUAAUUAUCUUUUGUUUGUCCCAACUGAAUGUAGUAAUGGUGCUUUCUUUCUUUUUCCCUGGACUACAGGUUCCUGAAUUGGUCUUUGGGUUCUUGAAACUUUGGGCGAGGCAUUGAAGGAGGUUGCAUGCAGCUGUUUUCUGGGGUGGGGGAAAAGCGCAAUUGCUAAGAGAUUGAGGCUGGUAGAUGAGGAGGGAGGAGGAAACUGCAUGUAUAUAAUGGUUGAUUUUGCCACUAACACAAUUAACACCAUUCUAAGUAAGUUAAUAUGGUACCCCAGUGAAUCGACAGUACAGUAUUUCACGCCGUUAUCAAUGCCAAAGGUUAAUCUACCCCGGUGAAGUAGUUGCAGAUUGGCUUCACUAUCAGAUGGUAUUUUAAAAACAUAGUCUGCCUGUGCCAUCCUACAUGCUCGCCCUAACGUGCUGUUGCAUGCUUUUGUAAAUCACACUAAAUAUUGACUUUAGAGAUGUCUAGACUGUACAGUGGUUGGCCUGUUUUGUUGAUGUGCAAUCCCUAUUUAUCAUAAUCCCUUCUAAACAGUUUAUCACAUUUGUAGUUCCAUCCCAUUUUUCAUUUGUGCUGCUCUCACUACUGCAUGGAAAUAGUGGCGUGUUGAUUGCCAGUGUUGAAGAGCUCUGACAAAACAGUAGCGGCAACUUUUCAUUGUUAGUGUGCAGUUUAUGGAUUCUCCUCCCUCCUUGCUGUGGCCUGCAUUUUUUUUUUGGUUCGCAAAUUGGAUUAAUCAUUGAUGACGAAGGGUCAAUGGAAACGCAACUGAAAAACAGCACAUGGCUUCGGGAGAAAACAAAGUGGCCCACUGUGAAGAGAGACAAUUGGGCAGAAACCGUGUGAGAUGUACGUCACGAACUCCUUGAAGACAAACUAGCCACUUAUUUUACCACUAUCUCUCAGUACAGCUGCUGCCUUAAAUCAACUAUUUUACAGAAGAGUGCCUAAAUCUGCUGACUGCCAUUGUUUCCAAUAGUAUCACAAAAGGCUUACAUUUGUUGCAAGCUUAAUUGACAUCAAGUUUGAUUGACUUGUACAUGCUCUCAGUACUCAAGCUACUGAUGUAGUCAUUCCUAAUAUACAAAUGUAUUAUAAUAAGGUACCAGAGGAAGUGUGCAACUAAUCUUUCAGUCAAUAUUUAUAUUGUUUUUACUAAAGAUUUGUAUCGGUUUACUAAAUUGAUUUGAAAUGAAUGUUUUUUUAAUUAGAGAUUGUAAUAUUUUUUAUUCUGGUCAACUCUUAGGAAUAACUUUUUAGUUUAUGCAAAGCUCUGGUGUACUCAGAACGAACGGCGCAGAUGUUGUCAUCUGGAAUGGCCACAAGUCAACGUGUGGAUUUAUUGGCUCUCGUGGAUAAUCUAACCCAUACGCACUUUGAUCUAUUUGAGUAACAACAUAUGUGUAGAUAUUAUAUUCUCCAGGAUACUCCAGACUGCUUGAAAAGCAAACUUUGUUCUUCUGCUGAAGUCCAUUGUCAACCUGUGAUCUGAACUGUAAUAAAUGUAUAAUCUCUGUUCAGUUCAAAUCCAACAACCAAGAUGUAUUCCUCAAAUUUGAUUUUUCAAUUUGGGGCUACUUGAAAUAAGUUUCUUGAAAUGAAUGGGGGGGGGGGGGGGGGUGAAACAUUUUCUCAGCAAUACCUUUUAAAUGAAAUAAAGGAUUCUGUGGUUUGGAGUCCAGUUUAAUUAAUGCUGGGAAGAAGCCCAUUGUCACUCAGAAAAGGUGAAUGUUAUGUACAUUUAAGCAGUUGUGAAGACUGCGGAAAUAUGAUUUAGUGCUGUGUUAGCCACUAAGUUUGUAUUGAAAUUACAAAUGUGAAACUAUCUUCUGAAUAGAAAAGUGUAUAAUUUGCUGGAAAUCGAUUUACCUUUAAACUUCUAUCAAACAAUAUUUUACAUUGUUUCUGGACCAAAUUGCACAUGUCAACCACACAAAACAUUAUCUGAAUAUUACCUGACAGCCACAAUGGUUAACAAGACCAUUGUUUUUUAGCCAAUAAAUAUGAGCAGCCUUUUCAUUGCAUUAAAAACAGGAAGACAUUGUGCAGCAGAAAAUUAGUCUUCCUAUUGAAUUGAGUUCCUGGAAAAUAACUAUGAAUUUAAUGGCAGAUUGUAGACAAAAAAAUUCAGCUGUGAUAACCUUGAAACAUCAAGGAAAGCUUUGUUUAAAUAAAUUUCAACAGCUGUAUUUUUUUUUAAACCAUAAAGUCUACACGUUUCCUUGUGUUAAGUAUGUAUAUUUUUUAAAGGUUCGUCAGAUUGGUAGAUUAAUUCUCUGCAACUUGGUGGCACAUAAUUUUUUUAAUUGUACAUUAAACCACUGAAAAUAUUGGCAAUGGUACUCAAUCUCCCAAAUAGGCACUGUAUAAUCUGAGUUGUCUUAAUUUAUAUCACAAAUUGACUGUGAAAGUGCUAGAAUGUACUAGAAAAUAUAUACUCUUCCAUAGCUGUAAAUCUGCGGUUAGGUGACUGGAACAAAUUGUUAGCCAGUUUGUAAUGUUGUAAUGCUUCUGCUUCGUAUGUCAUUUUAGAUGCUGCUUUCUUGUGAGUAAAAUUACAAAUAUGAGUAAAGAGGCGAACAAUUGAAGGAGGGUUUUCUUCUUGCACAUUAUCUUAUAUAUAAAAGAAAGUUCAAGUUGUAUACAGUGUGAGGAUCUGGUUUAAAUUGUCACUGAUCAGUCGUCAGGCAAAGUAGAAUGUAGAGUGAAAAGCAGUCAAGGUUUUGAAUUAAUGACCUUUAUGCACAUGUUAAUUUUUGAUUGUCUUUUUUAAGAAAAAUUGUUAAGAUGCUGUUUAAAAUACUUUUUUUGUUGAGAACUGUUAAAUAAAUUAAUGUA